This is a messenger RNA of Penicillium chermesinum, 1242 nucleotides long. RefSeq names its product methionine aminopeptidase 2. Gene Ontology annotation, molecular function: metalloaminopeptidase activity. Bases 1 to 1242 code for a protein of 413 amino acids. Gene Ontology annotation, biological process: proteolysis. Lineage: Eukaryota; Fungi; Ascomycota; Eurotiomycetes; Eurotiales; Aspergillaceae. The transcript is spliced from 7 exons. The record is from RefSeq and is a predicted model, not a curated record.
AUGGCAGCUCAGACUACUGAGAAGCUGCAGCAGCUGGACCUAAACGGCCAGAAUGGCCAAAAGGCCGACCCCGCCCCCGAGCAGGCCGGCGAAGCGGAGGACGACUCUGACGACGAUCAAGAAGAGGGAGAAGGUGCCCCAGAAGCUGGAGCAGCUGGCGUUUCCAACCUAUUUCCCAACGGCCAAUACCCCGAGGGCGAGAUCGUCGAAUACAAAAAUGACAAUGCCUACCGCACAACCGACGAGGAGAAGCGUUACCUCGACCGCAUGAAGAACGACUUCCUCCAGGAGUACCGCCAGGGUGCCGAAGUCCACCGACAAGUGCGCCAAUAUGCCCAAAAGAACAUCAAGCCGGGCCAGACUUUGACGGAGAUCGCAGAGGGGAUUGAAGAUGCCGUGCGUGCUCUGACUGGCCACUCGGGUCUUGAAGAGGGUGACAACCUGAAGGGUGGUAUGGGCUUCCCCUGUGGAUUGAGUAUCAACCACUGUGCUGCCCACUAUACCCCCAAUGCGGGAAAUAAGAUGGUUUUGAACCAGGGAGAUGUGAUGAAGGUCGAUUUUGGUGCCCAAUUGAACGGUCGCAUCGUGGACAGUGCCUUCACUAUGUCUUUUGACCCUGUCUAUGACCCACUACUGGAGGCUGUUAAAGACGCGACCAACACCGGUAUUCGGGAAGCUGGAAUCGAUGUUCGCAUGAGUGAUAUCGGUGCUGCCAUCCAAGAGGCGAUGGAAAGUUACGAGGUCGAGCUCAAUGGCACCAUGUACCCUGUCAAGUGCAUUCGAAACUUGAACGGCCACAACAUUGAGCAACAUGUCAUCCAUGGUGGCAAGAGCGUGCCUAUCGUCAAGGGCACUGACCAGACUAAGAUGGAAGAAGGCGAAGUCUUCGCCAUCGAGACCUUCGGUAGUACCGGCAAGGGCUACGUACGAGAGGAUAUGGAAACUUCUCACUACGCUCUUGCCCAAGAUGCUCCCAACGUGCCUCUUCGUCUUUCGUCUGCGAAGAACUUGCUGAACGUUAUCAACAAGAACUUCGGUACUCUUCCGUUCUGCCGUCGUUACCUGGACCGACUGGGCCAAGAAAAAUAUCUUCUGGGGCUGAACAACUUGGUUUCAUCUGGAAUUGUCCAAGAUUAUCCGCCUCUUUGCGACAUCAAGGGCUCAUACACCGCCCAAUUUGAACAUACGAUUGUGCUUCGUCCUAACGUAAAGGAGGUUAUCAGCCGUGGUGACGACUACUGA